UACGCAUGCGCCGACAGUGGUUCGUAAUGCCAUCACCAUCCUCAUCCUCUGCCGCUGGACCGUCAUUCUCUGAGCUGCUAUCGCUCCACUGAGGCCAAGGACACCCGGGGCGACUCUCUCACAGGAAGACACCGGGCUUCAGUUGAGGAACACCCCCUCUACCGCGGUGCCGUUUUGAAACCCAAUCAGAGGUUCAGAGUUGGUCUUCACCCGCACCAUCUGCUUCAUCAUUCUGAGCAGACAUGCCUGCAGCAGUGGGUGCGCCCAUGGGAUACACCCCGCCUGAGGGAGGCUGGGGCUGGGCUGUGGUGGUAGGUGCCUUCAUCUGCAUCGGCUUCUCCUACGCCUUCCCAAAGUCCAUCACGGUGUUCUUCAAGGAGAUCGAAAUCAUCUUUGAUGCCACGCCCAGUCAGGUGUCCUGGAUUUCCUCCAUCAUGCUGGCCGUCAUGUACGGCGCAGGUCCAAUCAGCAGCGUCCUGGUGAACAGAUUUGGGAGUCGACCAGUCAUCAUCGGCGGCGGCGUUCUGGCAGGGUCUGGGCUCAUCGCUGCUUCCUUCUGCAACACUGUGGAGCAGCUCUACUUUUUCAUUGGGGUAGUAGGAGGUUUGGGACUGGCGUUCAACCUGAACCCCGCCCUCACAAUGAUCGGUAAAUACUUCUUCAUCCGCCGGCCCAUCGCCAAUGGUAUCGCCAUGGCAGGCAGCCCGGUGUUUCUGUCCACCUUGGCGCCAAUCAACACGUGGCUGUAUGAGGAGUUUGGCUGGAGAGGCAGCUUCCUGAUCCUUGGAGGACUGCUGUUUAACUGCUGCGUUGCUGGCUCUCUGAUGCGACCCAUCGGACCCAAACCGCAGCCACCCCCCAAGCCCGAACCAGGAGCUCCAGCUCAGCCCAAGAAGACAUUUAUGCAGACCAUGAACACCUUCCUUGACCUUUCGCUCUUCAAGCACCGCGGCUUCCUGCUCUACCUGAUGGGGAACGUCGUCAUGUUCUUCGGCCUCUUCUCCCCGCUUAUCUUCCUCUCCAACUAUGCCAAGAGCAAGGACAUCAGCAAGGAAAAGGCUGCUCUCCUCCUGACCAUAAUGGCCUUAGUUGACAUGGUUGCCCGACCUUCCAUGGGGCUGCUGGCAAACACAAAGUGGGUCCGGCCCAGGGUGCAGUACUACUUUGCCGCUUCUGUGCUCUACAAUGGCGUGUGUCAUGUGUUUGCACCGCUCACCACGGACUUCUCCGGAUUUGUGGUGUACGCCAUGUUCUUCGGCUUUGCCUUCGGUUGGCUGAGUUCAGUGUUGUUUGAGACGCUGAUGGACCUGGUGGGAGCCCAGAGGUUCUCCUCAGCUGUGGGUCUGGUCACCAUCGUAGAGUGUGCGCCUGUGCUGCUGGCACCUCCUCUAACAAGUAUGUUCUACAACUACUACCACCAUUACGACUACACCUACCUCACCUGUGGAAUCAUCCUCAUCGUGUCCAGCGUCUUCCUGUUUGUCGGAAUGGGCAUCAACUACCGCCUCCUGGACAAGGAGAAGAAGGAAGAGGAGCGGGAGGAGCCUAAAGAGGAACGCACCGCCAUGUUGGAAGCUACCCUACAGACCAAAUCCGAAGAAGCUGCGGCCAAUAACGACUCUGGCGCCGUCACAAUGGCUGACGUCGCCAAGAUGGACGAGGACACUGUGUAAAGCUGGCGGACGGACUAAAGGAACGCGUGCACAAACACACGAGCAGCAGUCACAGCCACGCACCCUUCUUCACAACCCUGAGGCCAUAGCAACAUUUUAUUUUUCUCUGUAAAGUACGGAGGCAGCGCCUCUACUCGCUCGGGUCGCUGUUGCUCAACGGUUCGAAGCACACGUACAUUUAUUUUGUACAUGAGCACGAAUGGACUGAAACGGUUAACAAACGAGGACUUUCUCUCGGGGUCUGGAGCUGCUGCAAACAUUCAGAACUUACACACUGCUCUCUGUAACCCCGCCCCCCAGAUGGAGUACAGACUGAAUGAGCCCAUUUAUUUUACUAACUGCUUCACUGUAAGGGCUGUAUGUAAACCAGCCCACUUCGUGUUAUUUUAGGGACGUAUAUCUAUUAGCUGUGAGCCUUGAUGCUGCAGAACACAUAGGAGGGUGAUCUAGAGUACUAACACAUGGGGAGUAGGUGCUGAUGUGUUUUAACCCUUGUUUUUUUUGUUUUGUUUUUUUUACACGGACUAUGAUACAGACAGACAUGUCCCCAAGGAUAGUAUCUUGUUAUUUUUAUAUGAAAUCUUCCAGAGAGCGGUUCAUCCUGUGACUUUAGGAUGACAAAAAAACCACCCGGCCUCUUCUACCCAACUGAAUUCACCACCGUCUGCCUGCAGGUCGACUCUCACCAGUGUUCACCAGUUUGGAGCACCUUAUUGUGAACGGUUUUAUCAGACGCGUUGGCACAAUUUAGUGAUUACAUCAUAAAUUAAACUAGAUUAUUGAAUUAUUCAUUUGAAUUUUUAAUGACUAUCUUGAUGUAACUGUAGUUUUAAUAAAUUUUAAUGUAUUUAGUGUAGUUUUUGUUUAAUAAGCCAGGUUUUAUCAUUUCAGCCACUGCAGCCUCAUCUGGAAGCUAAACAAAGGGUCAUAUCGUACAUAUUUUUAUAAAAAGGGAGAAACUCUCAGGCUGCCAUUUCAGGACAGUUAUAACCCAGAGCAGACGGAUCAGAUCAGGGGUGCAUUUUUUUUUUUUUUUUUUCCUACAUUUAGCUUUUAAAGGUGAAACACUACUGCUUUGGUCCAUAGCCCUAGCUCCUCCUUUUAAUCGUACACGACCAAAUGUAAGAUGUCAAACGGUUUUGGGCUCUAACUGUACUAAUUGGAAGCUGUUUGGGUUUUCUUUCUGUUCGUUUUGACUUUUAUCCACAUGAUUGAUUCUGACCCACAUCUCUCCAGCUUCAUGGACUGGUUUCUGCUUCAGAGAGGCCUGCUAAGUGUACACAUUCCUCUGCUCUCAGCCCACAUUUUCCUUCAAUCACAGCAGACAGAAAUUAUUUUUAUAGAAAACGAGAUGCUGAAACCGCAGAAAAAAAGUUUAACAUGUUUUUAUUUCCUUUGCUAAAUGGUACUGUAUUUGGCCACAGCACCUUUUUUUUUUUUUUGCCUUGUUUCAAAAUGAACAAAUGUUACGUUUCUGGAAAAUGAGUUGUCAAUUGCAGUGAGUUUGUUGUGUUUUUGGCUGUUCAAUAAUAAAUGGCUUUUAUGACCUCAAAA
Molecule: messenger RNA, 3227 nt
Organism: Cyprinodon tularosa
Lineage: Eukaryota; Metazoa; Chordata; Actinopteri; Cyprinodontiformes; Cyprinodontidae
Product: monocarboxylate transporter 1-like
Exons: 5
Coding region: 243-1673 (476 amino acids)
Biological process (GO): monocarboxylic acid transport; transmembrane transport
Cellular component (GO): membrane
Molecular function (GO): monocarboxylic acid transmembrane transporter activity
Source: RefSeq, a predicted model, not a curated record